GAGAUUUCAAAUAUAAAUGAGUUAGCUAACCACUACUUCAAAUAAAAUUGUCUCUUUAAAGCUUUGUUGUUUAUGCGUCAUAUGUGUUUUGGCCAAUUGCAAUUUUCAAGUGUCAUCACAUAACCUCCAAAUCUAUUGUGUACGUUUUCUGUAGCAUUGCAUUGCAUUGACAAAGUUUUGUACGGAAUUAAUAUUGCGCAUCUUAAGAAUGGCGUUAUUUAAAUAUCAGGAGAAUUUAAUGAAUCAAGACACAAGAACUGAAGCUCUGAAUGAUAUUAAACAACAACUAGUUAGUGCAAGAGGCACUGACAUUGCAGAAUAUGCUCAUAGCAUCAAGAUUCCUCUGCUUUUUGAAUGCUUGGAAAACGAUGAGAAUGAGGAACAAAUUGAUCUGGCCUGUGAAAUCUUAACAAUUUGUAUGGAAAACUUAUCAUUAGGAGAGAGUUUGGUAAAGUAUCCUGGUUCAUUAGAAAAGUCACUAACACACAAAUAUGACAUUGUUCGUCAAAUGUCUUUGAAAGAGGUAAUGUUUUCAAAAGAAUCUCUCAUUGCAAAAAUCGUAGAUUGUGUGGGACAUGAUAAUUUAAGUGUAGCACAUGUUGCCGUAAAUAUUCUAUGUUUAAUAAUAAUGCCGUGGAUAAGUAAUCACCAGAUAUUAUCUGGUUUGCAAAAUGUUAUGAACCGUGGUGAAAUUCAAAGAUUUAGAGUUUAUGAGAUACUGAUACAGUUGGCAACAAAAUCUAAAGAUAAUUUCAAUAAAAUCGAAUCUACAUCAUUCUUAGCAAAAAUGUUAAGUGAAUUAGAUUUAAAAGAUGAAUUAGUACAAUUAAAUGUUAUUGAGUUGCUAACACAAUUAGCUAUGUCUGACCACGGUUUUAAUUACUUAGAGAAUAAAGGCAUAUUUAAACAUUUUGCUGUACAAGUGGAAAAUAUAGAUCAAAAUCCAUUGAGUCCUCUAAUUUUACCAGGAUUGUUAAAAUUCUUUGGUCGAGUUGCUCAUACCAGACCGACAUCUAUGUUGACUCAAUAUAAGAACAUUCUUUCAAAAAUUUUUGAUAUUGUUCAAAAUAGCUAUGAUGAUGAAACAUUGCUACUUGUAUCAUUGGAUACUAUAGGAUAUUUAGGUGCAACAAGAGACGGCAAAUUUGCUUUAAAUAAUAACGUAUAUGAAAAUAUGGUUGCCACAUUGAAGAAAAUUGGAUUUUAUAUUCAUAGCGGAUCAACCGAAAUUAGGAUUCGAGCAUUGGAUUGUUUAAAACAUUUAGUUGAAAUUGAUCCAAGUGAUACGAAUAAUGAAAUACAAUCUAUUACACAAAAAUGGUUUAACACAUUGUGUGAAAACCCAGUUGACUUCAUUUUCAAUGUUUGUAGAAAACCAUUCCCGGAUAUUAAAUUGGCAGCGUUGGGUAUUUUGAAAGUUAUUGCUUGUCAAUUAUGGGGUGCAGAUUUGAUUGUAAAUAAUCCAGGUAUCAUAGAAUAUUUGCUAGACAGACGAACAGAGAACUUUAAAGAUGGAAAACAAGCAAAGUUUGACAUAAUUUUUGCAUUAAAUCAAAUUCCUGAUUUAGAUUUAGAAUUGAGACAAAGACUGCAGUUGUAUAUUGCUGAAGGACCAUUUUAUGUUGAAGCUGUUACAGACAUUGCCAUUGAGGGAGAAUAAAUCAUGUUUAUAGCAUC
This is a messenger RNA of Ctenocephalides felis (cat flea), 1677 nucleotides long. RefSeq names its product 26S proteasome non-ATPase regulatory subunit 5-like. NCBI's taxonomy places the organism in Eukaryota, Metazoa, Arthropoda, Insecta, Siphonaptera, Pulicidae. The transcript is spliced from 7 exons. Bases 209 to 1660 code for a protein of 483 amino acids. Gene Ontology annotation, cellular component: cytosol. The record is from RefSeq and is a predicted model, not a curated record. Gene Ontology annotation, biological process: proteasome assembly.